Messenger RNA from Artibeus jamaicensis (Jamaican fruit-eating bat), 252 nucleotides. RefSeq names its product 40S ribosomal protein S27-like. Gene Ontology annotation, biological process: ribosomal small subunit assembly; translation. The record is from RefSeq and is a predicted model, not a curated record. Gene Ontology annotation, molecular function: RNA binding; structural constituent of ribosome. Gene Ontology annotation, cellular component: ribosome; cytosolic small ribosomal subunit. NCBI's taxonomy places the organism in Eukaryota, Metazoa, Chordata, Mammalia, Chiroptera, Phyllostomidae.
CACAACAACACACCUCUCACUAAGGCCCUCCUUCAUCCCUCUCCAGGAGAGAAGAGGAGACACGAGAAGAAGCAUCUGGUGCAGAGCCCCAGUUCCUACUUCACGGAUGUGAAAUGCCCGGGAUGCCAUAAAAUCACCACUGUCUGCAGCCCUGCAGAAACGGGUUUGUGUGUAGGCUGCUCCUCCUGUCAGCCUACAGGAAGAAAAGCAGGGCUUCCGGAAGGAUGCUCCUUCAAAAGGAAGCAGCACUGA